Molecule: messenger RNA, 1229 nt
Organism: Heterobasidion irregulare TC 32-1
Lineage: Eukaryota; Fungi; Basidiomycota; Agaricomycetes; Russulales; Bondarzewiaceae
Exons: 3
Coding region: 36-1229 (397 amino acids)
Cellular component (GO): cytosol
Source: RefSeq, a predicted model, not a curated record
CAAACACAUCCCCCGUCCGACAGUCGUCGAUAAAGAUGCCAGCGGUAGCCUCCCCGUCCUCCGGGAACGAACAUCUCGAUCGCGACCUCUCCCGCCGACACACCCUCUCUGCUUCCCGCGUCGUACAUACGCACACUCCAGCACACGAUCCAUUCGUACACACAAACGUCCCAUACGACCCUGUACCGACUUCCAAUCCAUACUCCCAUCCCGUCACCCACCCUCCCAUGCCUGAGCGUAUCUUUCCGCCUUCCAGCCUCAGCCUAUCUUUCCCCGCACAAUUCCCCUCCCCUGCAGCUGUCCACUACCAUCACCCCCUCUCUCGCAACUCGACCUCUCCUCAGGGAACCUGGGCCUACCCCGCGCACACACAGUGGGUCGGAUCCUCCAACAUCGCCCAGGUCAAUGUCAGCGUCAAUAUCCCUUCGCCCCCUCCCCAGGUCGCACACAAGGUCUGGCUGCUCGAUUGCAAAAACUGCAUGACGUUCUUGACAAACCGUGGCAUGAAGGCGGUUCUCCUUUUGCGUCCGCAUGUGCCGCUGUAUUCCACCGAUGCCCUUCCGAUAAACUGCUCGGCGUACUCUGCGACGCCCACGCCUGUCUUGCCUUCGCGCGCACCAUCCGCUGACCCGCCGCGUACCUGCGAGUGCCUUACGCAGACGCUGUGCUGCCACGGCUGCGGCAACGGCGUAGGCUAUAUGAUCGUCAUUCCCUGCGCCCGCUGCACGUCGUCGAUUUCCGCUACCAAUCGCGCGACGAACGGUCACCGCUUCGUCUUCCAUUCUACAGAGAUCGUUGCCUCGGAGCGGCACUACAUUGCAGACGAGCCAGGCGUGCUUCCCUUCUACACAGAUUCCUCCCCAGCCCCUCCCCCCGUUUCUCCGCCGCCCUUUUUGCCUCCAUCCACCUCGCAUGAGCUUCCCAUUCCGAUCCCGCCGUGGGAGUCGUCGUUCCGUUCCCUGACGCCCUCGCCACCGCUAUCGCCCGUCACGCCCGGGGAUUCUCCGGCAUCAAUGCCCUCGCUCGUCUCCUUCAGCGCGCUUGCGCCUCAGUCCCCGUUCCCGGUCGUGUCGGCGGCCUUCGUCGACCCGCUCAAGCCCGGAAACUUCCCUCUCCGCGCGGGUGACGUGCUGUACUGGCACCAACUGGCACGCAACGGCGAGAUACCCGGCGUCGCGGAGGACAAGCGGGCCCGCGGGAAGCGCAUGGGCUUUGCGUUUGACCGCUGA